Messenger RNA from Microplitis demolitor, 5499 nucleotides. RefSeq lists its product as uncharacterized. Lineage: Eukaryota; Metazoa; Arthropoda; Insecta; Hymenoptera; Braconidae. The record is from RefSeq and is a predicted model, not a curated record. Gene Ontology annotation, molecular function: nucleic acid binding. The coding region runs from base 1 to 5499 and encodes 1832 amino acids. The transcript has 3 exons. Gene Ontology annotation, biological process: DNA integration.
AUGUCGGCCAAGUACCUGCUAUCGUUCGAGUCCCACCUGAGCAGUCUCAACAUGAUGGUCACUGAAGUAGGAGAUGGACAAUACACGCUCAUUCCACUAACCGACUGCGAGAUCAAGCUUGAAGUGCUUGAGUCAAUGUGGAACAAACUCUCUGAUGCUCACGACAAGCUUACCGGUUGCAAGGACAUCGACAUGUCCCACAACUACUUCAAAGAAGGACGAUACUCAAAAGCACUAAGUCGCUACGUCUUAGUCAAGUCGGCACUGAAGCGUCGCGUGGUCGAGCUUGAGCCACGUCCGGCGCCUCUCUCUCCGCACAAUCUCUCCCUACAUGCGCAAGCAACAACUGCUCGUCCAUUGCUGCCCACGAUUCAGCCUCCAACCUUCAACGGCGAACUACUCGAAUGGCAAUCAUUUAAGAACAAGUUCGCGUCGGUUGUCAACAAAGAAGGCGUCAGUGAAGUCGACAAAAUGCAUUAUCUCCUCCAGAGCUUGAAGGGUACCGCUUACUCCCUUGUUGCCAACGUGGAGAUCUCUAAGACUGCAUUCGCUACUGCUUGGCAGACCUUAAAUACAAGGUACGAGAAUAAACGCGUACUAAUCACCGCUCAGCUGAACAAACUAUUCAACAUCCCCCAGAUGGCGUCGCGCGCAAGCAAGGAAGUCAACAAUGUGAUCAACACAGUCAGUGAGGUUAUGAACGCUCUUGCUGCACUCGGGUCGCCAGUGGAGCAUUGGGAUCACUUCGUGGUACACUUCAUUACCCAAAAGCUCGAUCCUACGACACGAGAAGAUUGGGAACUUACUCUCGGAGCUGCGUCCGAAUUCCCGACCUACGAGCGCAUCAAAACGUUCCUCUUGUCCCGUGCACGAGCUCUCGAAGCCAUGGAAGGACGUCUCCCAGUAAAGCCACGUGAUCCCAAGGCGAACAAAAGGGCCUCCAGCAACAACAAGCCUCCUCACGGGUUCAAAAACUCCCCUGCGCAUGUCCAUGUAGCGAAUUCGCAACAAAGCGUCACUACGACUUCCGGGUCAUCCACUAACGCUAACUCUCCGCCUGGACCGAGUCCUGGACCUGCUACAAGACAUCAAAAUCCUUGCUCAUGUUGCGGUGAAGCGCAUUUCAUCGUCUCAUGUCCAUUGUACCGCAAUCUAACGCCUAACGAGCGUCAUCAGCGAGCAAUCUCCAAGUCAUUAUGCCUCAAUUGUCUUGGGACGCAUGCUCUGGAGAAUUGCCGUAGCAAAAAUCGCUGUCGUCACUGUAAUGCAGCACAUCAUUCCAUGCUACACGAUUCCACGCAUCUCUACGCUCCACCAGCCAAAUCUAACGCUCCGACGACUCUCUCGAGCCGUUUUCAAGGCUCUCAAACUAACGCAACUCCACGCUUACAACGCACGCUCUCGCCAACGUCUACUGCUGCGUCACUACUAUCAACGCAACAAUCACUCUCAUCUUAUCACUCAUCCUCACCAGAAAGACCUCUAGUGCUGCUAGCCACAGCCUACGCCUUUCUUAUUACGCCUACACAACGCCCGCACGCAGUACGGCUUCUGAUUGAUCCAGGAUCCGAGUUGUCACUCAUCUCUCAGCACGUUACUCGCCUGUUGAACCUAUCAAGCUCUGAAUCACGGAUUCCAAUCAUUGGAGUCGGAAGUGUACCCUCUGGAUCUACCAAGGGUGCUGUUAAUAUUCUACUACGCUCAGCGCACUCUGACGAUCAAGUCACGCUGCACGCACACGUACUACCACACCUUACCGUUGAAUUGCCUCCAGUUGAUGUCUCAUCUCAAUCGUGGCCUCAUAUUGCUGAUUUAGAGCUAGCGGAUCCUAAUUACGCAUCACCUGGCCGCAUUGACAUCCUCGUCGGAGCUGAUUCUUAUGGCGUGAUCAUGAAGCCGGGAAUCAGGACUGGAAGUCCCGGGCAGCCCAUUGCAAUCCAAACUAUAUUUGGGUGGGCAGUUCUGGGACCUAUCAAUUCGACAACGCUCGCAUCGCCUGCGCAUCAAGGCCUUCUCGUCACCAACUCUCAGCUUCAUGACCUCAUCGCGAGAUUCUGGGAGCUGGAAGACGUCUCAUCGUCAGGCAAGGAGUCUCUCAGUGCCGAAGAAGCAGAGUGUGAAGCUCACUAUAUGGCUACCCACUCGCGAGACAUCUCUGGGCGCUAUAUUGUACGCCUGCCUUUCAAAUCGAACGCGCCACCACUAGGGCACUCGAAGAGCAUCGCACAACGCGCAUUAACUCGCUUACUAAAACUCAUCUCAACUCAACCUGAGCUCCAGCAUCUCUACCAUGAGUUCCUCGACGAAUACGAGUCCCUGGGUCAUAUGCAGAAGGGCAAACCCUCAAACGCAGAAGCUGACAGUUAUUACUUGCCACAUCACGGUGUCAUGCGCAAUAACAAGAUCCGCGUGGUAUUUAAUGGCUCUUGCAAAUCAACUUCAGGCAACUCUCUCAAUGAUUGUCUUCACGUAGGUCCCAAGACUCAGAACGACAUCUUCGACGUCCUCCUUUACGUACGGCGCCACCAGCUUAUCUUCACAACUGACGUAGAGAAGAUGUUUCGCCAAAUUCUGGUUCACCCAGAAGAUCAAAAAUUCCAACGCAUACUGUGGAUCAACGAGAACAAUCAAGUCCAGGACUUUGAUCUCUGCACGGUUACCUAUGGUACCACGUCAGCUCCUUACUUGGCUGGCCGUACUCUGCAACAGCUACUUCUCGAUGAAGGUCACGACUUUCCCGUAGCAGUGGAACCUUUCCAGAAAGGCAGCUACGUCGAUGAUAUUACUGGUGGUGCUGAUGAUAUUAAAUCUCUUAACGCUAUUGCAACGCAAGUUGAAGAAAUGGCUCUUCGAGGAUGCUUUCCUCUAGCAAAGUGGAAAAGCAACCAUCCAGGUUUCUUCAGACUUCCUUCAUUUCAGUCAACAAGUUCAGAGACUCAUCAAUUUAGCGAAUCAUCCUCUAAGAUUCUUGGUCUUGCUUGGCAAUGCGCUCCAGAUCUGCUUAUGUUCACGGGUCAGCCCAUCCUACAAGCAACCAUCACCAAACGCACUAUACUCUCUGAAACCGCUCAGCUCUUUGAUCCUCUCGGUCUGAUUUCACCCAUCAUUGUCCGCGCGAAAGUUUUAAUGCAGGAUUUGUGGCAAGAGAAGAUCGGAUGGGAUGACACGCUCCCUCCUCAAAUCAUACAUCCCUGGACGACGUUUCGCAAUGAACUUGCACAACUCUCGCAACUCACUAUUCCUCGAUGGCUUCAACUACGAUCCGAUAAUUCUCAAGUCGAGAUACAUGGCUUCUCGGAUGCUUCACUGGCUGCAAUGGCUGCUGCAGUCUAUGUAAAAGUGUCUUCGCCAUCGGGAUCCUCCACAGUGACUCUCGUUUGCAGCAAAACCAGAGUUGCUCCACUCCAUCGUUUAACAAUUCCACGCUUGGAGCUAUCAGCCGCGCUACUACUCUCCAAACUUAUCACUCGAGUUCAAACCACUCUCCAGCUGCAACACGCUCCCGUCACCUUGUGGACAGACUCUUCAGUAUCGCUUGCUUGGAUCAACAGUGAUGCACUGCGUUGGAAGGAGUUUGUAAAGAAUCGAGUGCAACAAAUUCAACAAUCUGCGCCUGACGCAACCUGGAGGUUUGUAUCUGGGAAGCACAACCCUGCAGAUUGUGCUUCUCGAGGUCUCACUCCAUCCCAACUCAUCACGCACAAGCUCUGGUGGUCAGGUCCUGACUGGUUAGCUGAACCAAAUCAUCUCUGGCCUUCAUUCGCAGCUCCUAAUGAACUGCCAGAUGACAUGGAAAUUCGUCCUAGCACAGUGCACGUCUCCUCAACUCCACAGCUGCCGUUCGGCGUUUUAUUCCGCCAAGACACAACUCUUACCAAGUUACUUCGCGUCACAGCUACAAUUCAACGAGCCGCAGCGUGCUUUAGAAGAGUCCCGAGUUCUGGUCUCAAAUCGUCACCACUAAAUCCUGCUGACCUGCGAUUUGCUCUCACCUUCUGGAUCAAAUCGACGCAGCAAUCGUACUUUGCCAGCGAGCUCCAAGCAAUCUCUCAAGGCAAAAGUCUUGCAAAAUCCCAUCCUCUCACUCGCCUGACAGCGUGGAUUGAUCAGACCGGAUUACUCCGCGUUGGUGGACGUCUUCAAAACGCUCAACUAGAUGAAGAUGCCAAACAUCCUCCAAUUCUGCCGAAAGACUCAAUCCUCUCCCAUCUCAUCAUCUCCAACGCUCAUACACGCACUCUGCACGGCGGUACUCAGCUAACUCUGAACUACUUGCGCAAGUACUGCUGGAUUCUUGGUGGUCGUGCUCCAGUUAAGUCCCACAUCCACCGAUGCGUCACUUGCACGAGAAUACGCGGAGCCAGAGCACAACAACGCAUGGGACAACUUCCCGCAUCACGUGUUACCCCAUCUCUAGUGUUUGAGCAUUCUGGAGUCGACUACGCUGGUCCAGUGUCUCUUAAAUUUUUCAACGGACGUGGUUCGCGUACCUAUAAGGCCUGGAUCGCGGUGUUUGUGUGCUUUUCGACUUCCGCCGUUCACCUGGAAUUAGUAACGGACUACAGCGCUGAAGGAUUCCUCAAAGCGUUCAGACGAUUUGUAUCUCGCCGAGGAGUCUGCAAGACUCUCUCCAGCGACUGCGGAACCAACUUCCAAGGCGCACAAGUCGAACUGAAGAGUCUCCUAGCAGGAUUCACCAAAGAAUCGCAACACUUGCAACAGCUGAUCGCUAAUGACGGGACUCACUGGAAGUUCAAUCCACCUGGAGCUCCUCACAUGGGCGGCAAAUGGGAGGCUGCUGUGAAAUCAGUCAAACAACACCUAGCUAAAAUUAACUCUGACAAAUUGCUAACCUACGAAGACUAUACAACGCUGCUGAUCCAGAUUGAAGCUGUUCUCAACUCUCGUCCACUCAGUGCUCUCUCCGAAGACCCAGAUGACCUCACUGCACUCACUCCCGGUCACUUCAUUCGAGGAGCACCCCUCACGACUAUACCUGAACCCUCACUCCUGCAUCUACCAAUCAACCGUCUCUCAUUGCUGCAAUACAUUCAGCAGCGCCUUCAGCUGUUCUGGGCUAAUUGGUCUGAAUCGUGCCUGAAAACUCAUCAAACCAUAUCUAAGUGGAACACGUCUUUCCACGACAUCGGAAUAGGUUCCAUGGUGCUAUUGUUAGAUGAACGGUUUCCACCAUCAAAAUGGCCGCUGGGUCGUGUCACGCACGUUCAUCCUGGGCAAGAUGAUCUUACCCGUGUCGUCACCGUCAAGACUGCCACAUCAACUUACCUCAGACCAAUCCACAAGUUGGUACUACUGCCAAUUCCACGUCACGAGGAAGAUUCUCAUGAUGCUCCUCCAGCAACAUCACAGGUUCUCCGCCUACAAGCGGCGAAGGGGGGAGAAAAACCUCCCGCCUCCCGCUACAUUAUCGACCGCCGGACACUGACCGUGUAUCGCCCUAUGCUGCUUAUCGAUCGUCAGUUUUUAGAACGUCGGUGA